Xiphophorus hellerii (green swordtail) is the source of this 5132-nucleotide messenger RNA. Its product is annotated as teashirt homolog 1-like. Lineage: Eukaryota; Metazoa; Chordata; Actinopteri; Cyprinodontiformes; Poeciliidae. Gene Ontology annotation, biological process: regulation of transcription by RNA polymerase II. The record is from RefSeq and is a predicted model, not a curated record. Gene Ontology annotation, cellular component: nucleus. The transcript has 3 exons. Bases 612 to 3986 code for a protein of 1124 amino acids. Gene Ontology annotation, molecular function: DNA binding; DNA-binding transcription factor activity, RNA polymerase II-specific.
UACUUUUCAGUCGAAGUGCGUUAGAUGUAAUAAAACAACAGGAAGCAACAAGAAGAGCAGGCCUGCUUAUUUCCCGAUGAGUUUCUGAGAAAUUCCGAGCGUCCGUGUUUUGACAAUCGGACGGUGUUCUCGGAGCUUUGGAGCGCGCGCGCGAGCGGAGCUGCGGCUGGAACCUGGCCGGGACCGGAGAGACACGAGACACGCCACGCCACGCCGCGCCGCGCCAGAGCCGCACUUCGGACUCCGCUCCUCCGACAAGGCGACGCGAUGUGUUCCGUUAUCGGAGCGGCACGGUAGUCCGAGUCCGGCGGCGGGAGCGCGUUUAUUCGGAUGGAAACGCGGCUGAUCUGAGAUCUGCACCGAGCUCUUUUCCAACCACAUCAGCCCUUCCUGGAGUUUUUUUUUUUUUUUUUUCCCCCUGAUCGGACGAAGUUAACGAUUCCUACUCAAAAUCAUAAAAAAAAAACAACCGAAAAAGACGUAAAGAUUUAGAAACUCUUCACCCUACGAGGGGAUCUACACUUUUAAAUAAAACCACCUUCGUUCGCUUCCAGCUUUGUCCGCUGUUUUGAUCUCUGCAUGAACAGUCAAGCGGAAAAUCCCGCAGCAGCAUGCCGAGGAGAAAGCAGCAAGCACCGCGGCGGUCAGCAGCUUAUGGACCAGAGGAUGAGUUUAAAACAGGGAAGGCUGAUGAAGAAGAGCACCUCCUGGACGAUGGCCUUUCCCUCGAUGGUCAAGAUGCAGAAUUUCUCUUUAACGACGACGAGGACCCGAGAGAGCAUUAUAGCUGCCAGAACUCUCCACUUAGCAAUGGCACUAACCAAGAUGCUGGAUACGCUUCGCCACUCAGUACCACUAGUGACCAACUGGUGGACCUUAAGACCACAGCUUCCUCCUCCAGCGAUCAGGAAAAACUAGAGGAAAAGCUUGGGGAAGGUACCGAGUCAAUUAAUGGCCUCUCUCUCCAGGACAGUCUGACAAAAAUGAAAGCCGUCUAUGCAAAUUUGAUUUCAGAUGCCUCCUGGUCCAGUAUUGCCCUGGAUAUGCUUAAAAGUAAACAAGGGAACAAUUUGGCAGCUAGCAAUGGUAGUGGUAGCAGCUACAAAGGCAGCAAUGGGUUUCUGAAUAGUCACAGUUCAAGCAACAGCCAUGCGAAGAGCAGAUGUAGCGAUACCCCAUUCACCACUCACUUAAACAGCAGCAGCACAACUGCAAAAACAGUAUCAAGCAACAGCAACACUGGCAUCAGCUCUGCAAGCACUGGAGGAUUAGCAUAUGACUGGCAUCAGGCAGCUUUGGCUAAAACUCUUCAGCAAAAUCCGUACCAACUUCUCCCUGAGCCAAGCCUCUUCAGCACCGUGCAGCUUUACAGGCAGAACAACAAACUGUAUGGGCCGGUUUUUACUGGGGCCAGCAAAUUUCGGUGUAAGGACUGUAGUGCUGCCUAUGACACCUUAGUUGGUCUGACUGUGCACAUGAACGAGACUGGCCACUACCGCGAUGACAACAAGGAUCCAGAGGAUGAUCGAAGCAAAAAGUGGUCCAAGCCACGCAAGCGUUCUUUGUUGGAGAUGGAAGGGAAAGAAGAUGCCCAGAAAGUUCUUAAAUGCAUGUACUGUGGCCACUCUUUUGAAUCCUUGCAAGAUCUUAGUGUUCACAUGAUAAAAACAAAACACUAUCAGAAAGUGCCUCUAAAAGAACCAAUGCCAGCCCUUACCUCGAAACUGGUGCCCCCGACCAAAAAAAGAGCAUUUCAGGACUUGAUGUCUCCAAGCUCACCAGAGUCUGUGUCUUCGGGUAUAUUCCUAGGAGACUCUCCAAAAGACCAAAAAGCAGCUAAUCCCUACGUCACUCCUAACAAUCGAUAUGGCUACCAAAAUGGUGCCAGUUAUACCUGGCAGUUUGAGGCACGAAAGGCACAAAUUCUCAAAUGCAUGGAAUGUGGAAGCUCCCAUGACACACUACAACAGUUGACAGCCCACAUGAUGGUCACAGGACACUUUUUGAAAGUUACAAAUUCAGCCUCUAAAAAAGGCAAGCAGUUAGUUUUGGAUCCUGUUAUCGAGGAGAAAAUUCAGUCAAUUCCUUUGCCUCCUACUACAAAACGUCUCUCAGCACCCAAUGGUAAGCCACAGCCAGACUCCCCAUUGCAGCCCUGCAGCCCGGAAGAGAGAAGUGAGGAAAAGAGAGAUGACGAGACAGAGGAAGAGAAGUUAGAAGUGAGAGAACCUGAGAAAAAAAUUAAAGAGGAGAAAGAAGACCCUACUGACAAGCCUGAGAAGCCAGUAAAGACCCGAUCUUAUCAAUAUCUUACAGAAGAGGACUUGGAGGAAACACCUAAAGGUGGCUUAGACAUAUUAAAGUCUUUGGAAAAUACAGUCUCAAGUGCAAUCAGCAAGGCCCAAACUGGAGCACCAACAUGGGGUGGAUACCCCAGCAUUCACGCUGCUUAUCAGCUCCAUGGAUCCCUGAAGUCUAAUUUGCCCUCUUGUGCAUCAGUUCAACCUUUGUUCAGUAGUUCCAGUAUGAAGGCAAUGUCCUCUGACAUGGGUUCUCUGAUCCAUUCACCAAAUAGCCCCUCUCCACCUCUUAGCCAUAAAAGCAAUGUGCUGGCUAUGGAGGAGCUGGUGGAAAAAGUGACAAGGAGUGGUUCCUCCAAUGACGAAAAAGAAGAAAAACCUUGUGAGAGUAAGUGUAUGUCUGCAAAGUCACCACUGCAAAAUCCCAAGGCCAAUGCAGAAGCUCUGUCAAAAGUAAUGCAAAGCUCUACAGUUGACAUUUCUAUUGAUCUAAAAGGUAAAGAAGAGCUACCCGAGCCCAAAACAGAAGUAAAGAUCAAAACUGGGUGUGACUCACCACAAAAAACAGGUAGCAAUGGCUGCAGUAGCCUCAGCAUUAUCACCGAUCACUUGUCUGAGCAGCCUCUUAUCAGCCCUCUCAGUGCUUUGCAGUCUGUCAUGAACAACCACUUGGGCAAAGCUACAAAAGUUCCCAGACCCUCUGUGGACCCAUUCGCAAUGCUUUAUAAGAUGAGCAGUUAUGCCCAGAGUAAGCAAGCAGAGCCUGCAAGUCAACAUCGUAACGAUGAAUAUGAUCAGCCCAUUGACUUAACAAAAUCCAAAAGCAGCAGCAAUAUCAGUUCAGCUAAAGCUAGUCCUACCACACCAAACAAUAGUAACACAAAUAGUGUCAAAGCAGCUUUUAGAAAUUUCUCAUCAUCAUCAUCAUCAUCAUCUCCACCUCUUCGAGAAAAUGCUUUGAUGGAUAUUUCAGACAUGGUUAAAAAUCUCACAGGCCGUUUAACACCAAAGUCUACUACACCGUCCUCUGUCUCAGAGAAAUCUGACAUGGAUGGCUUUACUUUUGAGGACAGCAUGGAGGAGCUGUCUCCUAUCCAAAGAAGGAAAGGCCGACAGUCGAACUGGAAUCCCCAGCACCUCCUGAUUCUUCAGGCUCAGUUUGCUUCUAGCCUUCGAGAGACGCCUGAGGGAAAGUUCAUAAUUAGUGACUUGGGACCCCAAGAGAGAGUCCACAUUUGUAAAUUCACUGGUCUCUCCAUGACCACUAUCUCACAUUGGCUGGCCAAUGUAAAAUACCAGUUAAAGAGGACAGGCGGAACAAAAUUUCUCAAAAAUAUUGAUUCCGGCCAACCUCUGUUUUUGUGUAGUGACUGUGCUUCCCAGUUCAGGACUCCCUCGUCCUACAUUAACCAUUUGGAGUCCCACCUGGGAUUCACCUUAAAGGACCUCUCCAAGGUUUCUGUAGACUUACUUGAGCAGCAGACAGUUAGCAGAAUUGAGGACAAGACGUUUACAUCUUCUGGACUUACUGAAGAUGACUCUGGCUCAGCAUAUCAGUGUAAACUGUGCAACCGGACAUUUGUGAGUAAACAUGCAAUCAAAUUGCACCUUUGUAAAACACACGGAAAGUCGCCAGAGGACCAUCUCAUCUUUGUGAGAGAACUUGAAAAGUUAGAUAAACAGUGAAAUCAGUGAUAAUAUGACAUAUUUCUGUUGCACUAAAUCUCUUAAGUCUCAAUCUGUCAACACAGAUAGUGCCACAACUCUUAACACAAACAUGAGGUUUUAUACCUUAUAUUCUAAUUCUAAUCAUUUGGUAUGUUUUGAAUUAAAAGCGCUUUCAGUGAAGUAGCUCAAAAACAGAUUGUAAAGGUUCUGUUUUUACUUACGAAACUCUACAGAUUGGUGCAACAAACAUGGCACUAUACAGUCAUUGACUGAUUGUUGCUUCAUCAACGCACUGCAUUUUAUCUGAGCCUUUCACAGUCGUCUGUUGUUUUGAAACUGACCCAUGCUCUUGUGUUCAUCACUGUUUUUGAAUAGUUGUUUUUGAAUGACUAUAUUUCACCAUUACUUGCAUAUUAUUUAUGAAGCUCUGCAUGUUUUCAUGUAAAGCAUUGGCUAUAUUAAGUCUGGUUACAUCUUAUUCAGAAUGACUUAACUGAUGUCCCUGUUGAACAAAGUUUGGGAAGAGAUACUUGGAUGGUAUUCUAAAAAUGUUUCUGCACUUUCAGUGAGUGUGAACCAAUGAAGAAAAAAUUGCUGAAAAAAAAAGAUCAAGUUUGGUUUUUAAGGCCCUUAAUCAAACUAUAUUAUUGUUUGCCAUUAUACCAUAGAUAUAUUACAAAUGCCUGUUUUUCCUCAAUUAAAAAAUAUUUUAAUGUUCUCUUUUUAACAUGUACAGUACUUACUAAGUAGUCCACCAAUUUAUCAUGAAGGAGAUAAGCUUGUAAAGUUAACCAAGUUGAAAAUUUAAUGUGUAAAUAAUAAUAAUAAAAAAAUGUAUGUUGGCAUAUCUUGCUACUUACAAGUUCAGUAUUAUUUGUACUGUGUGCAUUUUUACAGUGUUAUUUUCUAGACCAGUUCAGGGGUGUGGGUGUAAAGCUACAGAAUAUUGUUGGACCAAAAAUGUCCUUUUUUUCAGUGAAUUGUUGGUCGCUCAACGUGGUUUAUAUAAAAUGAAGUUAACGGCAUCUCAUGUGAUGUCCAUGACUGUAUAUAAGCUUGAAAAAAAUGUGCUCUCAAAACUCCCAGGUUUUUGUCAUGACCAGUUAUUCUAAAUGGCAUCCUUUUAUUCUUAGUUGUAAAAUAAACAUCAUGUCCUGGAACAAA